GAAAGUUGAAGCUUCAACUGGAAUUCAACCAAUUUCCGUUUUCUAAGGUCACAACCCAAAGUUUACCUCCCACGAUAAAUCCCCGACCCUUUACACUCAUUUUUCUUCCUUCAGUUUGUACACUCCACCAAACUCGAAAGUACACAAACCAGAAAAAGAACCAUGUCAGACACUCACCGCGCCGACGAGCGGCGCUUCCUCGACGAGCGCGGCUCCUCGGCCUCUCUCGCGCCGAACGGCCUCAACCCAGCGACCAUCAUGGAGAAAGCGGUGCGCGAGCGCAUCAUCGACUCGUACUUCUGGAAGGAGCAGUGCUUCGGGGUGAACGAAGCCGACAUCAUCGACCGCGUCGUCGACCACGUGUCCUUCGUCGGCGGCACCUACGGCGUAACCCAAAAACCGACCCCUUUUCUCUGCCUCGCGUUCAAAUUGCUGCAGCUCGCGCCCGAUGAUUCGGUCCUGGCCGAGUACCUGCGCUUCGGCGGCGACAAGUUCAAGUACCUGCGCGCGCUGGCCUGCUUCUACGUGCGGCUGACGCGGCGCGCCGAGGCCGUGUACGCGACGCUCGAGCCGUUCCUCGAGGACCGGCGCAAGCUGCGCCGCAAGGGGCGCGCGGGAACGGGCCUGACGUACGUCGACCAGUUCGUCGACGACCUGCUGACGAAGGACCGCGUGUGCGCGACGAGCCUGUGGCAGAUGCCGAAGCGCGAGAUCCUCGAGGACCUGGAGCUGCUGGAGCCGCGGGUCAGUCCACUGGGCGAUAUCGAGGAUUUGCUGGAGGAUGAGGAUGAUUUGGAGAUGAAUGAAGAGGGCGCGAACGGGGAUGCGAGGUCGGAUAGUGAUGAUGAAGGGUUGAUUAAGGAGGAGGAAGGCGAGGGGAAUGAUACAAGACGUCGGAGAUCGACUUCCGGGUCAAGUGGGAGAGGACGCUCGAACUCGAGAGACCGAAGCCGUUCACGGUAUGGAUGUGGACCGAAGUGAUGGCUUGAGCGGAGAUGAACGAUAAGGUGACGACUACACAUGCCUGCACUCUCGAACUAAAACAACUGGGCCAUAUGCGAGUCACUACAGAGGUCUACCGGAAAGCAAGGUGAGCUUGUUGCUUGAUUCAAAUAAUCAUGGUAAGAGCUCAAGAUAUCCUAUAUUGACAAGUCUAUUGGGUAUUAUGUUCUAUAUAUAUCCCCCGACGCGAAUCUCCGC
This is a messenger RNA of Annulohypoxylon truncatum, 1200 nucleotides long. Its product is annotated as PRP38 family-domain-containing protein. Lineage: Eukaryota; Fungi; Ascomycota; Sordariomycetes; Xylariales; Hypoxylaceae. Gene Ontology annotation, cellular component: precatalytic spliceosome. The transcript has a single exon. The record is from RefSeq and is a predicted model, not a curated record. The coding region runs from base 163 to 981 and encodes 272 amino acids.